UGUACUGUUUAGAACUGUACAAUAACAUUUUCCAGAAAAUAAACGAUUAGCUGUCUAAACUUGAUUGCCAUGUGAGUAACGCAUGUACGGGAAGUGAAAUAGCACAACAGGAUUUGGAAACACUGGACACUUCGUGAGUACACAUUAAGUAAUAAUAAAAGGCAUUGAGUCAACAGAUUACGAAUAAUUUUUCUUAGUUCAAGUGGACAUGAAGACUUAGUUCCAUAAUUAAUACUUUUAUUUUACAGCCAUGAUUUUAAAUGAAACCAAUGUUUACAAAAACAUUACAAGCGAUGAAAGAAGAGAAUAUUUGUCAGUGUUACAGCAAGAGUCAACCAUUGCCUUUAUUCCAACGUUUGUGUAUUUAGGACUCUUGGCCAUUGUUGGUAUUCCAGGCAAUAGUUUGGUAAUCAUUGUUUAUCUGACCAAGAUGACAAUGAAACCUUUAAGUAUUUUUAUAAUAAGCAUGGCUGUCAUUGACCUAAUUACCUGUUUAUUGAUUUUGCCAGGAAUUCUAUAUUUCCUACUUCAUAUGUGGGAUUUCAAUGAUCCACUAACGUGUCAGUUCUUCUUGGCCUUGAUUGCUCUACUUGUGAUGUCAUCUGCUCUUAUGUUGGUUUCAAUAGCAAUUAUCAGGUACAUGAAGAUGUGCCACCCUUUUAAAAAACAAGUGACCUUGAGGCAAACUAAAUUAAUUUGUUAUAUAAAUGUCUUCAUGGCGAUAGUUGUCUCAAUACCCCACGGAAUUCUGCAAGGAAAACGCAGCCGACAGACACAAAAUCCAAACAUUGUUGGUUAUUAUUGUAAAAUAGACGACAGCUAUGUUGAAACCAUUUGGCCAACUUUAAACUCUGCUUUUUUAUUUAUUUUGUUUUUCGUAACUAGCUUCACAGUGACAUUUUGCUAUGUACGUAUCGGGUGUGUCAUUCGAGGACAUGGAAAGAAUGUCCAUCAAAGGAAUUAUGUAUCAGCUACAAAGCAACACAAAGAUGUAAAAGUUACAGACUUCGGAGGUAGAACACAUAAAAAAAGCUGUUUAAAAUUUGGGAUUGAGAACGAAUCUGAAAGUGUGGUUGAACCUGUAACAAUUUCAGACCUCAUUGACAUAAAUACCGAAACAAAAAGUAACGAUUAUAUUAAUGCGAAUGUUGAAAAUUACAAUGUCGAAAAAUCCAUUUCGACUGACAGCCCUGGUAGAGAUGACUUCUCAGAUAACAUCGCCCUAGAUGAAUUUAUAAUCAAACAAAGAUUUGAAACAGUUACCCCAAGUUACGUCAAUCAGAUUCCUGCCCUUGAAAAGCAAAGAAAGCACUUAAAUAGAACACAUUUCAUGAUGUUGACAGUGACACUUGUUUUUUUUCUGGGAUUUCUUCCUUUUCUUGGUUUAAAUGUUCUUCUUGCUGUAUCUCCAGAGACAGUGACCUCACUCAAAGGAUGGUCCUUGGCAAUGUAUCAGUUGUUUUUAGAGUCCUAUCUUGUAAACUGUGCUGCUAAUCCAAUCAUCUACAGUUUGAUGGAUCAGAAGUUUAAAGAUAUUUGUAUUCAAAUGUUUAAAAUCAAGCUUUGAGUACAAACUCACACAUUUAUAUAAAAAUAUGUAAACAUAGACCUACUUACACUAAAGUUCUCCCGCGCAUUUUGACUCACAUGGCGACAAGUUCUCCUCGUGUAUUGCAUAUGUUUUGUUCAUGUUUAGCUCCCUUUAUUCUGCCAUGAUGUAUGAGAAAGAAAUUAAUAGCAAUGAAUCUCACAUUGUUGUGUAACGAUAAUCAAGCCAAAUAUUGUGUUCCCUGUAUAUUAAUGAAAUUCAAUGCUGUUUUAUCCCUCAUUGUUGAUAAUUUUUAAUUUACGAAUGUACAAAAAAAAAAAAUCAUGGCUUUGCAAUAAAUAUUAAAACAUUUCAGUGAAAAAA
This is a messenger RNA of Biomphalaria glabrata, 1912 nucleotides long. Its product is annotated as neuromedin-U receptor 2-like. Gene Ontology annotation, cellular component: membrane. The record is from RefSeq and is a predicted model, not a curated record. Gene Ontology annotation, biological process: neuropeptide signaling pathway. Gene Ontology annotation, molecular function: G protein-coupled peptide receptor activity. The transcript is spliced from 4 exons. Bases 251 to 1567 code for a protein of 438 amino acids. Lineage: Eukaryota; Metazoa; Mollusca; Gastropoda; Planorbidae.